This is a messenger RNA of Pygocentrus nattereri (red-bellied piranha), 2984 nucleotides long. RefSeq names its product 5-hydroxytryptamine (serotonin) receptor 2A, genome duplicate a (gene htr2aa). Gene Ontology annotation, biological process: G protein-coupled receptor signaling pathway, coupled to cyclic nucleotide second messenger; chemical synaptic transmission. Gene Ontology annotation, cellular component: plasma membrane; dendrite. The record is from RefSeq and is a predicted model, not a curated record. The coding region runs from base 576 to 2000 and encodes 474 amino acids. The transcript has 4 exons. Gene Ontology annotation, molecular function: G protein-coupled serotonin receptor activity; neurotransmitter receptor activity. Lineage: Eukaryota; Metazoa; Chordata; Actinopteri; Characiformes; Serrasalmidae.
ACAGAGCAGCGCUGGUGUGCGCGAGGUGCAUGCGGAGUAUUUACUCUAGUGCAUCUGUGCGUGAAUGGACGCUGGGAUUUGUGGCUGCUCAGAAAGCUCUUCACCGCUGAUCCCGAUGGAGGACGCUGAGAGACACACGCCUGUAUGCGCGGCUGGAUUAGGCAGAGUGAUCAAAGGCUUGCAGAAGAGCAGACGUGCUCCGAGAUGGAACCCCUAAGAGGAAAAGAAAGAGAGGGAAAAAUAGAAAACUCCAGUUGUACCUUCUUGCGCUCUUCCGACCAAGAGGAAAACAAAUUUUACCGUGUACAUUUACCCUGUCAAACGGCUUUCUCAGGAAUACCUGCAUAACAAGUACAGAGUGCGUGCGUUAGAGAUCGUGCACAUGCUCCUGCUGUGAGGUUUCCAGGAACGCUGCACUAGUUGUAGUGCCGUGCCCUGCCAGAUCUGGAGAGAAAGGACCAUGCCGGAACUUGCUGAACCGCUGGGACGGACGCUACGCCCUAACGGGCCGUUCGUCUCCAGCAGGUAACACACCUGUGGGUGCUCUGAAAGGGGUGAGACCACUAGCUGGGACCAUGAGCUCACAUGGGAAUGCUUCUGAGCUUCUCUUGGAGGCCAUCUCCUCCUCCAUGGCCUUCAUGCCCUUUGACACAGAGGCAACUCUGGGCAAUGUAAUCCGCAAUGGGUCACUAGGCUGCAACCAAAGUGGGAUUAUCUCUGAACCCUCGGUGUUUGGAAACCUGACAUCCAGCGGCGGUAGCUCCAGAAGGGAGGCCAGAGGGUGCAUGGGUCAGGCAGCUGAGGUUGGGCAGAAGAACUGGGCAGCACUGCUGAUCUUGGCCGUGGUGGGGAUCACAGUCACUGGGAACAUCCUGGUCAUCAUGGCUGUCAGCCUGGAGAGGAAACUGCAGAAUGCCACCAACUACUUCCUCAUGUCAUUGGCUGUUGCGGACAUGCUGCUGGGCCUCCUGGUCAUGCCUGUCUCUAUGGUGACCAUCUUGUAUGAUUACUCAUGGCCACUCCCUGCUGUCCUGUGCCCAGUGUGGAUCUACCUGGACGUCCUGCUGUCCACGGCGUCCAUCAUGCACCUGUGUGCCAUCUCUCUGGACCGCUAUGUGGCCAUCCGUAACCCUUUCCACCACAGCCGCUCCAACUCCCGCUCCCGCGCCCGUGCCAAGAUCACUGCUGUCUGGACCAUCUCUGCUGGUAUCUCCAUGCCCAUUCCUGUCUUGGGCCUCCGCGACCACACCAAAGUCUUCAAGGACGGCAGCUGCUUCCUGACAGACAACUCUUUUGUGCUGAUUGGCUCAUUUGUGGCCUUCUUCGUGCCACUGACCAUCAUGGUGGUGACCUACUUUCUAACCAUCAGCGCUCUUCAAAGCGAAGCCACACUCUGCCUGGACCAGUUGGUGCCACGUCCCCGGUGGAGCACCGGUUUGACCCUCAGCUUUUUGCCCGGACCUGCCCUCUCACCAUCUGAGAAGAAGCUGUUCCUGCGCCGCUCCCUGAGCCGAGAGACUGGAGUCACAUCCUCACCAUUUGGCCGCCGUGCAGCGCAGUCUCUCGGCAACGAGCGUAAGGCCUCCAAGGUCCUGGGUGUGGUCUUCUUCCUCUUUGUGGUUAUGUGGUGCCCGUUUUUUGUCACAAACGUUCUGGCAGUGGUCUGCCAGCCUGCCACUUGCCACGAUGAUGUCAUGGGCGGACUUCUCAAUGUCUUUGUAUGGGUGGGCUACCUGUCAUCGGCUGUGAACCCGUUGGUCUACACACUCUUCAACAAGACCUUUCGCUCAGCCUUUGCUAGGUAUGUGCGAUGCCAGUAUCGCGAGGAGAAGAAACCAUUGCAGCUCAUUCUGGUCAACACUAUUCCACCAUUAGCCUACAAUUCUACACACUUACCACUUACUGGAAGUCUGGGCAAUGGAGACUUCUCUCCACCGCUUCAGAGUAAAAAGCCUCAUCCUUGUAAAAAAGGCAUGGAGGAAAGUGUUACCUGUGUGUGAACUAACACCUGAACCAAUAAAUCCUGGAAAGAGUGUCAUUUGCUUGUGCCAAAUUCCUGGGUUCCAUACUGGGCCCAUUCUUUUUGUUACCUUACAGAAGGAGUUGGAUCUUCUGAGGCCAAAAAGUGAAGAAUUCCUAUCCUGAAACCAAUGUUUGGUGGACUAAACCACUGUAUUCAGGACCAAACAACACUGCCCGCUUUAUAAGGUCAAGCGCAGAGCAUCUAUGGACCAUCCCAAGGUAAAAGGCCAAAUUUAAACCAGAACAAAGGACUCCUAUCAAAUAUGAAAGUUCAAGCCCGCCAUGUGAAGAACACAAACCAAUUUCAAAUGUGUACAUAAAUUGUGUUCAGUCUGUGAACAAAACGAGUUUGUAUUUUGUACAAGUCAAGAUGUAUGUAUUUUGUAUACGUCCUUGUACUUGAUAGUAUUUCAUGGUCGCUUUUCUUCUGUCCUAUGCUUAUAACGUCAGGUUCAAGACAAUGACUGAUCAAAUCGUCAAACGUGGUGUUUAUUGAGACAUUUGGAUUAUGUUGAAGUGUUUUGGUGACUAUGAUCUAAUCAUUUCGUGGAUGCAGUUGCCAACUGGACAAACAUCUGCUCAGCCACUUCAUUGACUUAUCAAACGGCAGAGGUUCCAUAUGAGCACCUUACCUCAAAUCAGUGUUGUCGUCUACCUUGCAGGUGAACAUGAGAUGUUGUGAUGUUUGAAAUCAAACUAUGAUGUUAUGAUGUUUUCGACCAGUCAUGGCCCAGACGCUGCGUUCAAAUUCUCAGUGAUGACCAGUGAUGCUUUACGCCACUUUCAUAGGCACAGAGGUCUAGUCUAGCCCUAGCAGUGGAAAUAAGCCCAACAAACAACAGUUUUAAAUGUCCAAAUGUUGUUUUUACUAAUAAAGUUUAUAAGGUCCUGUCCAAGGGUCACCCUCCCGAAACCUGCAAAAGAUUUCCAGAUAUUCCUCAAUAAAGUUUCCAAAGAUUGAA